Alligator mississippiensis (American alligator) is the source of this 2887-nucleotide messenger RNA. RefSeq names its product progestin and adipoQ receptor family member 9 (gene PAQR9). Lineage: Eukaryota; Metazoa; Chordata; Crocodylia; Alligatoridae. The record is from RefSeq and is a predicted model, not a curated record. The transcript has a single exon. Gene Ontology annotation, cellular component: membrane. The coding region runs from base 408 to 1691 and encodes 427 amino acids. Gene Ontology annotation, molecular function: signaling receptor activity.
GGCCGCAGGCGGUGCCCAGCCCCAGCACCUUUACCUGCACCUGCGCGGCCUUGGGGAGGUGCGGGCCUUGCGCAACGCGGGGACGGGGACAGGGCGCGCUACCCCGGCCACGCGCUUAUCUGCCCUCGGGGCGGGGAGCUGCCACGUGGCUCUGCCCGGCCCCCAUCCUCCCUCCCGCUUCAUAGCCCGGCUCCGCGGCAGGGCCGGGCUGCGCCAUGGGGGCCCGGCGGGCUCAUGCCCCCCGGCAUCAAUCAUUAACCGGGAGGGCGGGGCGGCUGCCCUGCCCGCCCGCCGCUGCCACCGCCGCCGAGCCUGAGCCCGAGGAGGGGGCGCCUGCUCCCGGGAGCGGGGGCUGCGCGCGCCCGCAGGUGCAAGCCCGGCCCCGCCGCAGGGUCUGAAUUACCGCGAUGCGCAGCUCGGCUGCAGGAGGAGCUGCCGCCGCCGCUGCCCCUGCUGCAAUGAGUGAUGCUGGAGGCGGAGGAGGAGAAGCGCAAACCCGCUGCAGCUCCCCCGGCAGCGGCGGCGGCGGUGGGGGCGGCUUUGCCUUCGCCAGGUUGCAUCCGAGCCCCCGCCGGGGCCGAGCCGCCACCGCCACCGCGCCGCACGGCAGCCAGCGCCCGGCGCCGCCGGGGACCAUGCCGCGAGGCCGCGGGGACGCGGAGCGGACGCCCGCCGCCGGGCCGCUGCUGCGCUGGGACGAGGUGCCGGCUGACUUCGUGGAGUGCUUCAUCCUGUCGGGCUACCGGCGGCUGCACUGCACGGCGCAGGAGUGCCUGGCCUCCGUGCUGCAGCCCACCAACGAGACGCUCAACUUCUGGACGCACUUCAUCCCGCUGCUGCUCUUCCUCAGCCGCUUCUGCCGCCUGCUGCUGCUGCGCGGCGCGGCCGAGCUGCCCUUCCAUCACCCCGCGCUGCUGCCGCUCUGGUGCUACGCCUCGGGGGUCGUGCUCACCUUCGCCAUGAGCUGCACGGCCCAUGUGUUCAGCUGCCUGUCGCUGCGCCUGCGCGCCGCCUUCUUCUACCUGGACUACGCCUCCAUCAGCUACUACGGCUUCGCCAGCACCGUGGCCUACUCCUACUACCUGCUGCCCCGCCUGCGGCUGCUGGACGCCCGGGCGCUGAGCCGCUACCUGCAGCAGCACCUGGGCUGGUAUGUGGACUGCAGCCUGCCGCUGGCUCUCUACAGCUCGCUGGUGCUGCCCGUGGCCUUUGUGCUGGCCGUCACGUGCACCGUGGCCUGCUGCCGGAGCCGCUCCGAGUGCUGCGCCUACCCUUUCGCCAUCCGCACCUUUGUCUUCGCCAUGCCGCUUAGCAUGGCCUGCCCCAUCAUGCUAGAGAGCUUCCUCUUUGACCUGCGGGCGCACAACCCCACGCUCUUUGUCUACUUCUACCGCCGCUACUUCUGGCUGCUGGUGGCCGCCUUCUUCAAUGUCAGCAAGAUCCCUGAGCGCAUCCAGCCGGGCCGCUUUGACAUCGUGGGCCACAGCCACCAGCUCUUCCACAUCUUCACUUUCCUCAGCAUCUACGACCAGAUGCACUAUGUGGAGGAGGGGCUGCUCAACUUCCUUAAGGCGCCACCCACUGCCCCCACCUACCUGGGCACCGUGGGCUACAUGCUGCUCCUCAUACUCUGCCUGGGGAUGGUCAUCAGGAAAUUCCUGAAUGUGGCAGAUCUCUGCAAGCAGGACUAGUUGGGCCAGAUAUUCUCCUUGCCCUUCUUCCUAGUCCUGCUGUUCUGAGAAGAUGCUGCAAACCUGAGGUGAAACCCAUUGGCAAAAGAGACCACUCCCUUCCAAGGGGAGGUCUCAAGAGGAAACCACCAGUUGCGGACCUGCUAGAAAACUCCUGCUACCAUUUAAACCACUAGGCCCUGAGAGGAAGCGAUCAAGCCCUGCUGUUUAACAACCUGCUGCUGCUGCCUUGCUGUUAGGGUAUGAGCAGAACCUGUGUAGCACUACUGUUCAGUCUACUAGGAAACAAUAAAAUGCAUGGACUGUGAAUGCCACUUACUAACUUCAGGCCAGCUAGUCUGGUUAGGAGAUGUUAUUUAAAUUAGCAAUAUAUGCACAUGCAAUGAGUAUUAGUAGGUUUUUAACCAACUCCUAUGUGGAAUUCCCUAUCAGAUUAUGCACUGACAUUUUUCUUCUGUGCUACUGGAGUACCUCUUUGAGGUUAUGAGCACUGAAACUGGAUUUUAAAUGCAAACAAACUGACAGCUCUCUGUAGCUUUUGUGGUAUUAUAGCCUCUGUGGCUAGUGAACUCAGUUGAGUGGACACUACUGUUAGGAUUUUACAGAGAGAGAGGUAAAAAAUAUGAAUGACGGAGUUGUAACCUAAUCAAGGAUGUCUGGUCAAUUGUAAGAGUGAAGGUUGAGUGGCUGAUGUUGGCAUUCAAGUCCAAAGUGAAAAUCUAGAGCCAGGUCCUUAGCUGGUGUGGUUUGGCACAGUGCCAUUUCGAAGUCAUUGUACCAGCAAGGGAUCAAACCUAUGUAGUCAAAACCCAGUUGCCCUACUCACACAAAGCACUGAAUGUAAGGAGAGUAGGUUUUGGCCUACAGGCCUUCAACCCUACUUUUUUUUUUUUUUAAUUAUGAAGUGUAUAGAUCUGACUUUUGCUCUUGAAUUGGAGCAGUCAGGUACUGCCAUCCUGCAACUACUUACAGAAUAAGGUACUAUGGAACAUGAGUACAGGAGGCAGAAUCUGGCUCUCUCUGUACACUAGGUAUUAUUAGUUUGAUAUCCUUCUGCAUUUUCCUAAUUCAGUAUGCUGCUGCAGCAGCUGGGUGUUUUUUGAAGCUCUACCUAUGGGGCUGUGCCCUAGGCUGCGGAGGAUCCGGAGGCUGGACUUUCCUUGAGUCAUCAUAUUUUGCAGGAUAACAACCUUACU